Molecule: messenger RNA, 1233 nt
Organism: Sitophilus oryzae (rice weevil)
Lineage: Eukaryota; Metazoa; Arthropoda; Insecta; Coleoptera; Curculionidae
Product: extensin-like
Exons: 4
Coding region: 1-1233 (410 amino acids)
Source: RefSeq, a predicted model, not a curated record
AUGUUGGGUUUUUUAGUGAACUUCCGAACAAUUUUUUUGAGCCUCAUUCGGAUUCGUGCCACAACGGGAUUAUGGUCUGACCCAACAUCCGCUCCUGGAUGGCAGUUAGACAGUACCGAAUGGUUAAAAGAUCCUGGAUAUAUGAGAGGCUUAGAAAUUGUGAAAAAUUUGAGAGUAGUUAAUGAUACUGCAGAAAGAGCUGUUAAAUUAUCAGAAGAGUCCAUUAAUAUUUUAUCUAGAAGUGAAGAUGAAAAACAAUACGAGUAUGUGAUUCAGAUUCCCACGCUACCACACCCCGCUCCACACAACGCUACCACACCCCGCUCCACACCACGCUACCACACCCCGCUCCCCACCACGCUACCACACCCCGCUCCACACCACGCUACCACACCCCGCUCCACACAACGCUACCACACCCCGCUCCACACCACCCUACCACACCCCGCUCCACACCACGCUACCACACCCAGCUCCACACCACGCUACCCCACCCCGCUCCACACCACGCUACCACACCCCGCUCCACACCACCCUACCACACCCCGCUCCACACCACGCAACCACACCCCGCUCCACACAACGCUACCACACCCCGCUCCACACCACGCUACCACACCCCGCUCCACACCACGCUACCACGCCCCGCUCCACACCACGCUACCACACCCAGCUCCACACCACGCUACCCCACCCCGCUCCACACCACCCUACCACACCCCGCUCCACACCACGCUACAACACCCUGCUCCACACACGCUACACACCCGCUCCACACACGCUACACACCCGCUCCACACCAACCGCUACCACAACCCGCUCCACACCACGCUUCCACACCCCGCUCCACACCACGCUACCACACCCAGCUCCACACCACGCUACCACACCCCGCUCCAACCACGUACCACACUCCCGCUCACCACCACGCUAACCAACCCGCUCCACACCACGCUUCCACACCCCGCUCCACACAACGCUACCACACCCCGCUUCCACCCACACGCUACCACACCCCCGCUCCACAGCCCACGCUACCACACGCGCUCACACACGCUAACUACCACACUCCCCGCUCCACACCACGCUACCACACCCCGCUCCACACCACGCUACCAAACAACACUACAGUUCAAGAGAGGUCCAUCUGGUCAAAUUAGGUCAGAACUAAAGUGUCCAGAACGUGGCAGGGUUAUAUCGUCCAGAAUCAGAAUGUGCAGGCACAGAAAAUAA